Messenger RNA from Cyphellophora europaea CBS 101466, 1017 nucleotides. RefSeq lists its product as uncharacterized. Lineage: Eukaryota; Fungi; Ascomycota; Eurotiomycetes; Chaetothyriales; Cyphellophoraceae. The record is from RefSeq and is a predicted model, not a curated record. Bases 1 to 1017 code for a protein of 338 amino acids. The transcript is spliced from 2 exons.
AUGCUGAGACCCUUGCUCUGGGCGGCUUUCGUGCCGCUGGCUAUUGCAAGCGAUGUUACAAUCUAUCAGCCCGGUGUCUCAUACUUGCCAGAGAAGCUGCCGGCACCGGGCCCAGCAUCGCACUUUGAGGAGAUCAUCACCCAGUUCAACCGGCUGGGACGUACCACGGUUUGGAAUCUGGUCAAGAAGGUCAAGAUCGAGGGCGAUACGGGCGAGCCUGAGGGUAUGGUCAACCUGGGCGAGGAGAGAUAUCUGGUAUCUCGAGGGAACUGGACCGAGGCCACGAAAUCUUACGGGUCGGGCGUCAUCAUCAACGGUACCAACCGCUCACCAGGUGCCGGCUAUGCUCAUCUGAACAUCUACGAUGGAGAGGGUCAGCUUGUUGCAGAUGCUCGCUUGACGGAGCCUGGAGAUAUCGAGUAUCAUCUUGGUGGGAUUGACUGGGACGGCGAAGUCGUCUGGGCGACGUUAUCACAGUAUCGUCCUAACACUACCGCCACUGUAGUCACGAUUGACCCGAAGACCCUCAACAUGACCGUCGUCGCUCGGUACAGAGAUCAUCUGGGCGGAAUCGUACACGACCAAGCAAAGAAACAAAUUGCGACCCUGAAUUGGGGAGCUCGCAACGCGUCUCUUAUGGGAUCUGACCACCAGCCUAUCUCUGUCGUUCGGAACCCAUCCUUGUAUACGGACUAUCAAGACUGCAAGUUUCUCGGCGACUCCGAGGUCUACGACUUUCGGUCCGUUAUGAUGUGCUCUGGCACGACGACGCUCGCAAACAACUGCACCAUUGGCGGAUUGGCGAUCGUUGAUAUCGAGACUAUGGUGCCUCUAUCGGAAGUGCCGCUGACGAUGGAGACCGAGCUGGGCGCGUACAUUGCUCAAAAUCCAUUCGACGUCGACAUCGUCAAUGGCAAGAUGCGCCUCUAUUUCAUGCCUGACCAGCACAACUCCACGGUAUACAUCUAUGAAGCCGAUGAGAACAGCCCAUUCCAGUUUGGCGGUGGGGAACUCUGA